Molecule: messenger RNA, 2616 nt
Organism: Colletotrichum higginsianum IMI 349063
Lineage: Eukaryota; Fungi; Ascomycota; Sordariomycetes; Glomerellales; Glomerellaceae
Product: Vacuolar morphogenesis protein
Exons: 1
Coding region: 1-2616 (871 amino acids)
Biological process (GO): TORC2 signaling
Cellular component (GO): TORC2 complex
Source: RefSeq, a predicted model, not a curated record
AUGCAACCAGCACGACCCCCGCCCCGAGCGCCGGGCAGCUUUAGCCCUCUCCCGGGCUCGACAGCUUCCAACGCACCGUCACCACAACGUCCACGACCGCCCGUACGUACCGAGUCGUCGUCGAGCGAAGAGAGUCUCUCGAUCAAUUUCGUAAAGCCGCGAACUCACGCACCGAGCGCGCCCACACAACCUUCUUCGGGAACCCCAAUCUAUGCUCAGUUCUCCCAGGCCAACUCGAGUACCGCGAGCCUGCAGAACUUUUCGCGCCCGACUGCUCAGAGGUCGGGAACCACGCCUGGAGGCCCAUCGGGUCACAGCUUGGGAGGAGGAAACGAUCCGAGCGUGAGCGCGAAUGCUGUCACUGCUGCGCGCACGGCGAGCCCUUUCACCAAAGGCCACUCGAGGAAACAUAGCCAGACACCCGGUCUGUUCGACUCGACGCUGCCCUCGACGAGCACAUCGAACCUGUCCCAAGUGGGCAUGUCGCACCCGUCCGCCAACUCGUCUUCCACAAACCAACAUCAGCAUCACCACCCAAGCCCCGCCCUUUCGGCAAGCCACAUCGCGGCGCAGGCUGCCUUUCAGCACCAGACUAGCCAGCAGCAACAACAGCACCAGCAGCUUCUGCACGUCCGGCAGCGGUCGCAGACUGUCCCGAACCCGGCCAACGGCGACGGUGACAACGUAAGGAGGGGGAGCAACGGAAAGGGCCCGCUCAGCCCGCCUAUGCUAAGCCUGACCGAGGCAAGCGGUCCACGAGAGAACGCUUUUGGGACCCAGGGAUACCAUAAAGGUCUUUUGGGAAGCCAUUCGGCCGCCGCGACCUCGGCCGCGAACGCAGCCGCGAACGCAGCCUUCCCGCGAUCGGGCCAGACUUCACCAGGCUUGCCGCAGCAGCAGCAGCUACACAAUCCCGGCCAACCUCCACCCCAGCUGAUCCCAGAUUCGAAACCGGUGAAGCCAGAAAAGUCAAAGGUCAAGCUGUUCUCACGUCCAGUCAAGAUCGGCACCAAGGGCGACCCCAAGGACAAACCGCUCCCUAGCCCGAGCAAGAUCGGCAGCGCGCUCGCUUCGUUGCAGCGAGGAAACUUCAGCACGAGUAGUCUAAUCGACACCAGCGGCCAGUCAAUCUACAACCUGAACAACUCGUCCUCGGCCACCAUCCGCGCGGUGCCCGAAACGCCCACCAUGGAAAAGGAGGGCAAGGAAAAGGAAAAGAAGCAUCACUUCCUGUCGCGGCAAAAGCACAAGCUCAAGGAUGACUACCAUCUUCCGCUGUCUUCCGCAUCGAGCAACUCAAAACCCACAGACCCCAGUGCCCCCUCGAGUUUGUACAGUUUCAACUUACCCCCUAGUCCGGCCCCGACUGCAACGUCGUUUGGCAAGGCGCGGCGGGACAAGAAGACUGAAAAGGAGAGCAGCAACCUCAACGUCGAGUCAAGCUCGCUCCCGUCAGAAUGGCCAGGGCCGAGCAGCCUACCGAGCCUGACGCACCAGUCGUCGUAUCUCUCCGAACCAAUCGACGCAGGCAAGUACGGCCUCAACAGCAUGGCGCUCGACGAUGCCUGGCCGUACUUGAAGGCAAAGAUGCUCGUCAUAUUCGAAGGCGAGGAUUUGCGACAGCCCGUGGAGGAUUUCAACCGAUUAGUCGCUUUACACAUACAGUAUUGUAUUCAGCGCAGGUCACCCAACAUCAUCCUGGAGGACUUGCGCGAGCUUCUCGCGACCGGCUUCGCGUCCUUGGACAUGACCCUCAGGCGUACGCAAGAGGACAAGGUCAUUCCGGCUCUCGUCGAGAUGUGGCUCAUCACCUACACCUCCAUCCUGCCCUACAUGCAGGCCGUCUUCCUACCCCUAGACCUAGAGUUCUCGGGCUGCGGCGUGCUCAUGAACCCCGACCAAGCCCGCGACUUCUGGGGUGGCAUCAAGGCACCGUCUUCCGAUAGCGCACCGUAUGUCAGUCCCGCAUCCGCCGUUCUCGACGUACGCCGCAUUGUCCUCACAGCAUAUCGCGACAUCGUCAUCCUCCCCCGAUACGACUCACUCAAGGCCAUCUUCUCCCGACUAUCUCUCGAAUUCCUCCCUUCCUCGUUCGCCUCCCUAGCCCUCGCCUCCCCGCUGCCAGACCCGGCGCUCUCCUCUAGCCCGGCAGACACCAUGAACAUGAUGCGCCCGGGCACAGCCAUGAGUCUGGACCCCUCUGUUGCGAGUUACAACUCCAACGCGACGACGCUCCUAGGCGACGGCAGCGCGGGAGGCGGUGGCGGUGGCGGCGGCGGCGGCGGACGCAGCCGUGGCCUCAGCAAUGUCAGCUACGCCAGCGGCGGGAGCGAUGGGCAGCUGCGGCCGUUCACACGCGAGCAGAACGUUGAGGACUCUAAGCAAGUUACCGAGAUGGUCGGGCGCAUGCUACAGUGCAUGAGCAUCCUCGCCAGCAUCGGCGGCGUGGCCGGCGACGGCAGUGACGAGGGGAACAGGCGCAUGGAGGAGCUUUGCCGUCUGCUGAAGCUUAACUGGCUCGGCAGGGGCCGGACGGGGAGGAACCGGAGGGGUAUUGUUGGCGGCAGGCGGCGGGAGAUCCCCGAGUCUAUCAGGGAAGGAUUGCGCGUCGUUUGA